This is a messenger RNA of Cygnus olor (mute swan), 4137 nucleotides long. RefSeq names its product transmembrane protein 263 (gene TMEM263). The record is from RefSeq and is a predicted model, not a curated record. NCBI's taxonomy places the organism in Eukaryota, Metazoa, Chordata, Aves, Anseriformes, Anatidae. The transcript is spliced from 4 exons. The coding region runs from base 1380 to 1730 and encodes 116 amino acids.
GGGGUCUGCGGGCGCCGACGGGGCGGGCGGUGGCGGCGGCGGCGGCGGCGGCGGGCGGGCGCCACGUCGGCAGCGGGGAACGGCGCAGGAGUAAAGUCUGCGGCGGAGCCGGGCCGCGCCGCGCCCGCUGCGCUCGGUCGGUGUAUGCAGAAUAUCUUUGGGGAAGCAGCUGACCAGACAUCUCCUUCACAAAGGAAUGUAUUUGGUGAGAAAUUUUUAUUUUUAACAGCUUGGAUGUGAACGUAUGUGUGGCUGUACCUUCACCUCCGGAACUUCGUAGAGCUUUCAUUCAGGGCCCACUAACAACGUCAGCUCUCAAAUUAAAAUUCUCUUCUAAACCACUUCUUUCUUUAUGGCCAUGUAAAAGUCUAAAACUUACAGGUAUUUCAUAUUCUGACAGUAUGGAAAUCUGUGUUUUCUUCUUCAAAACCAAUUUAAAAAGUGAGUUCCAGUUCUUUUGCUACAAAGGUUGAUACAUAUUUCAAUGUAUUAAAAAGUAUGAUAAAUUAUCUGUUACCUCCUGAAUGAGUAGUCCAUUCAUGAACGUGGAGGGAAAGAAACAGCCAGUAGUUUAUAUAUGUUCUUGUUCAAAAACUCCCUUAAGAUCUGCAUUUAUUUCUACUUCUUCACUAAGAAAACACAAAGCUUAUUUACUUACCUGCACAAAUGACAAAGGAGACUGGAAAGUGCCACUGAUAGACCAGAUGUGUGCUUCAUUAACGUCCAUGUGAGUUCUGCCAGAACUCAAGGAGAUCUGAACUCCUUGAUUUUGUGUGAUCACUGAGUGUGUGUGUUAAAUGAAGCAUGAGUCUUUUGUCCCAGUGACACGAGACAUUGAAUUUGAGAUCACAGGACGAAAAUACCAAAGAGAUCUAUUUGAUUGCUUCUCUCUCCCCCAUCCUUUUUUUUUUUCUUUUUACCAGUCUUAUUAAAAUUUGAAGAAGGUUCUGAAAAGCAUAUAAAAAUUCUAAAGUUCAGCUUUGCCUUGUUGCAUGUGCUUGCAAUAUUGUUAACUUUGCUGUCGUAUUCUGCGUGUCUGCGUGAUUCAGUGUACGGGGAACUUUGAAUCUGCAGCUUCUGAUUUAAGCUCCCAAGGUGCUUUAAUCAAUGCCAUGUAUGAAUGGCCUAAAUCUUCCCAAAAAACCUUAUCCUUGCACCUCCAGAUUAGUGCCUUAGGUGUUGGCUGAGAGUUUUAAUCUCUUCUGUGUCUCAUGAAUUUUGCUUUCUCUUCUCAUGUGGGGACACACCUUCAGCAGGGAGAGUGAAAAGGAAUCUCCCUCAGGAUACACUACAGUCUGGUGACAGAGGACUCCCUUGCAAGGUGGGACGUACGAGCUUGGAUCUUAUUAGACCAAGGAGGCAUUGAAUUGUAGGCAAUAAUGAAUCAAACGGACAAAAAUCAACAGGAAGUCCCAUCCUACCUUCAUGAUGAACCACCAGAAGGUGCGCUAAAGGACCACCCGCAGCAGCAGCCGGGCAUGCUUUCCCGUGUGACUGGUGGCAUCUUCAGUGUAACGAAGGGAGCUGUUGGUGCCACGAUUGGGGGUGUUGCUUGGAUUGGAGGGAAGAGCUUGGAAAUUACCAAAACAGCAGUCACGUCUGUGCCUUCGAUGGGAGUAGGGCUAGUCAAAGGGAGUGUUUCUGCUGUGGCUGGAGGUGUUACAGCUGUAGGAUCUGCUGUUGCAAGUAAAGUGCCUUUAACAGGAAAGAAAAAGGAUAAGUCUGACUAAAGCCAAAACUGAGAGACAUACUUGAUUCUCCAGGAUAUUACAUCGGCGGCGUUAAAAUCUGCUGAGAUUUGGACCAUGAGAAGCCAUGCGUCUUAGACACUCCAUCUUCUACAGAGCUGUGCAAGUAACUUAAUUUCAUCUGAAAAGGACAGAAGAAGCUUGGGUAGCGCAGUGUCUGAAGAUUUGUUAGAGCCUAGAUUCAAGCUUUGUAUCUGGUGAAAUGUUAACACUUGAUAACUAUAGAAGUGAGUACGUGUAUCUGAAGGGAUUAUACAUAUUUGAAUAUUCACUUACUGUAAGUCUUGCAGUUUUGGACUAAAAUGUGAACAUAGAAACUUAACUUGGUGAUGUCUGCCAUACCAUCUAUUUGAUGAGGUGCCGUUUACUGUCCUCAGUGGCAUCCACAUCUUCCUGCUAAGGAUCCUUGAGCUGUGUAAUGGCAUUAUUGGAUGUGCCUAAGUAGUUACAAAACUGUGUUCGUAGGAAGCCUGAAAAUUAUCAGUCCAUUCUGCCAGAGGGAACUGGCAGCAAACAGAACUGGAGGUGUGCAGAAAUUGGAAAUGAGUGGGAGAUAGGAGGUGACAAAGUUUGUAACAUGGUAGGAGGGAUCAUAAAAACUAACUUAAUGCCUUAUUCAAAAAAAAAUCUCUUUACUAGGUGAAGCUGUGUAAGCUGUGUCCUGUUGUUUCUGUACAGUUCACAGAACAAGCUUUAGAGACUUUAUGACUCCUAGUAUCUGAAACUUUUAGUCAGUUUUUACUGAAUACAAGAUUGCAAAAUCUCAGGUGUAUUUAAUGAUAUGCAUCUAUUUCCUGCAAGUGAACACUUGCUUCUGAUCAAUUUCUUAGAGACACUAGAAAAAAUGAGGGCUUCAUGGAAACUGGGCAGGUGUUUGUGGUCAUCUAGCACAACUGCAUAACUUGAAAGAAAUUACUUGGUGUUGCUGGGAACCACUGAAGAACUAGCAAAACUGUUUCAGCUCCGCGGUGUGCCAGGUUAGGUUCUUGCUCUGUUUAAACAAAUGCAAGAAUUUUUCACUACAUCUUUAUCUCACACUUUGCAUUUUGAUUUUGAGGAAAAUGCAAUACUUUUAUUUAAAAAUAAACCAAAAACAGGCAUAUGAGGCCUUAAAAAAAAAAAGCUUAUAUAUAUAUCGUCCAAGUAAACUGUAUACUGACAGAUUCCAAACUUUGACACACCUCAAACGAGAACAUCUAUAGGUCCUCUGCAGUAUGUGAGGCAAAAUGCACUCCUGAGACACAGCUUGAGGUUGCCUUAAAAUAGAAGCUGUUGGUGAUUUUUGUUUUUCCCCCACGUGCUGACUUUGCAAAUAAGUAACUUCUUUGGAAGCCCAUAAUAGAAGGCUGUGAACAUUGUGUAUGCAGUAUUUUCUUAAACUCAUGUUCCUACAAAAAACUUCUAAGCAUGUAAAAGCUUACCUUUUCAGUGGCUAUGGUUGUACAAGAAGGAUAUAUAGGGAGACUUUUUAGAAAUUAAAAAAUCAAAAUGUAUCACGUGUCUAAAACUCGCUCCUAUAUUUAUGGGUGUUGAAAGUAAACUGUAGAUUAUGGUACAGUAGUAACCUAGUCUCUCUGAGCCAUUGGUACUUCAGCUGCAGUCUGGAACAACUUUAUUUGGUAUCAGUGAUUGCUGUUUAUGUUGGUGGCAUGGUAUUACCACACAUAAUGAUUUGGGGCGGUGGGGAGAGCAAACCCAACAGGUAGACUUCUCUGCUCCUCGUUAGUUGCACCAGCUGCUUAGCUCCAAUCUGCUGGAAGCGUGUAGUGAGGUAAGUCUAUGCAAUAAAUGCAAUACUUAACUAUUUUUAUACUCAAAAGCUAGCAGUAUGGAACGUGGUUUGGUUUAAAGAUCCCAGUUAGCUACAGAAACGAGCAGGCUUGGCCACAAGAAGCAAUCUAGCUGCAACAAGUGAUUUAACGUGGUCGGCUCCCCCCCAGUUUCUGAUGUAGACAUACCCCGGAGUGCUACCAGUGAACUCUGCGAGUCAGCUGUUCGGGACCACAGCGGGAUUUGUGACACUCUACCAAACCCUAAUCAUUUUCUGAGGACACAAAUGUUGAACUGGUUGUACCCCUCUUUUUUUUAUGGCAUUCUUUAAACUUUUAUGCUAUGAAACUUGCUGCAAAAUGAGCAUGGUCUGAGAUAAGCAAUGUUAGAGCUGUAAAAAGCUGCCAGCACUUCAUUAUGUUUUGUUCUUAGCAUAUCCUGUAGUUAUUACUUCUGAAUCUUGUAAGUGAAAUGCUUUAACAUGGCAUAUGGUUUUAGUUUUGGAAAAGAGCUUUGUUCUAUAUUCUGCGUAUUUCCCAUUUGCUUAUGAAAGUCACUUCUUAAGAACUUGUUCUGAUUCUGUCCUGACACUUGUGAAACAUUAAAUUGUUGCUGUUUC